Molecule: messenger RNA, 372 nt
Organism: Corylus avellana
Lineage: Eukaryota; Viridiplantae; Streptophyta; Magnoliopsida; Fagales; Betulaceae
Source: RefSeq, a predicted model, not a curated record
AUGUUCCCGAAGGCGGAGGUGUGGGUGGAUGUGACAACAUGUUCGGAUCAUGCUUAUUUAACUUUGGUCUUGACCGAAAACAAGAUGGAAGGACGUGGAACGGUGUGUUUUCGUUAUGAGGCUAAAUGGGCUCUUGACGCGGGAUUCAAAGACGUGGUGCAGCAGGCGUGGGUUAAACCCAUGAAUGGAAGUUGGGAUCAAAUUGGGAAAAAUUUAGCCAAGAAGAGGUUGGGGGUGGGUGAUGAGGUGGAGACUGUCAAAGAAGAGCUGCAGCUUCUACUAGAUAAGGCCGAUCUUCAAUUGAGAUAUAAAGCAAAAUUGGAGUGGUUGAGAAGUGGUGAUAGAAAUACAAAAUACUAUCAUUGCAGGUGA